This is a messenger RNA of Notechis scutatus (mainland tiger snake), 3026 nucleotides long. It is a transcript of the gene TGFB1, whose product is annotated as transforming growth factor beta 1. Lineage: Eukaryota; Metazoa; Chordata; Lepidosauria; Squamata; Elapidae. Gene Ontology annotation, cellular component: extracellular region. Gene Ontology annotation, molecular function: cytokine activity; growth factor activity; transforming growth factor beta receptor binding. The record is from RefSeq and is a predicted model, not a curated record. Gene Ontology annotation, biological process: transforming growth factor beta receptor signaling pathway; regulation of cell population proliferation.
CCAAGCUCGCCGUCAGCAAGUCCCGACAAGAGUGGUGGUGAAAUUACAGCCCUUCCCGCAGAGGGAAGAAGACAGGAACGGGCCAGUUGGCUCCAGGGAAGGAGGAAAAGUGGUGGCAUCUCCCAGGCCUGACCUUGGUCUCCUUUUCCCCCCACCCAACACCGCCUGCCUGCCUGCCUGCCAAUCUUGGCCACAUUCCGGUUGAGGUUCCCAAGGCCUCCGGCUUGUGACAAGCUUCUCAACCCUCAACCCUUCCUGAAGCGAAGCCGAAAGACUUCUACAAGCCUCUUCCCCAGAGCAGGGGCACCAGAGCCCUGUGAUCCGGUGCCAGGGGUGAGACUGGAUAGAUGCAGCAUCCGGAACACAUGGGCUCCGUCGGUGGUGUCAGGCCAUAGCGUGAGUCUCUCUGUCCCUUCUGGAAACCCGGCUGCCUUGAAAGCUGAGCUGGUUCGAGAACCUCGAAAGGGUGGCGAUUGCAAGCCCUUCAGCUUGGACGGCGGGCCGGGUGGCCCCCAAGCCUAGAGGCCAAGAAGAACGGAGAAGGUCCUUGGAGAACCGUCAACCCUUCAAGAGCUUCCUUGGCUGGCAAGGGAGGAUUUGAAGCCACCAGUUCCUGCCCGCAGGCGAGAGGAAACAGCACCGCAAUGGGGUCAAGAAGCUACGCCAGGCACGGGGGCGUCUCGGGGGCACCGGGGGUCUUCGGUUCGCCGCCACAGGCUGCAGGCUGGGUCUUCCUUCUCCUGGUGGCCCUCCAGCAGUUCUGCUCGGUCGUGGCCUUCUCCACUUGCAAGACCUUGGACAUGGACCUGAUGAAACGGAAGAGGAUCGAGGCCAUCCGGGGUCAGAUUUUGAGCAAGCUCAAGUUCCCGAAGCCCCCCGAAGUGGAAGACUUGGAGACCCAGGUCCUCUCAGAAGAGGUGAUGGCUAUCUACAACAGCACCUUGGAAGUGAUCCGGGAAAUGGUGGCCGACGAGCCGCAGGAGACUCUCCACGAAGAAUACUACGCCAAGGAGGUGCACCGGUUUAUGAUGAAGUCCGCUGACAGCAACAGCGACGGCAAUCAGUACAAGAAGGAUGACCAAAACGUCUACUUUGCAUUCGAAAUUGAACCUAUCCGGAAAGCCGUUACUGACCCCAACUUGCUCUACCGGGCAGAGCUGAGGAUGCAAGCCUCGGGACGUGGGCAAGAGCAGCGACUGGAGCUUUACCAGCAAAAACACCACUCAGGGAAUGAUUCCACUUGGUACUACCUUCAAGGGCUGUCGGUAAAGGUGAAGAGCGAAAAAGAAUGGCUGUCCUUCGACGUCACCAAUGUCCUCCGCUUGUGGCUUGCGAGUAGAGACAAUGUGGGAAGAUUCCGACUGAGCACUCACUGUUCCUGCGAUGACGUACGAAGUGAUCUAUCAAUACAAAUUGAAGGCACCACCGACGUAAGAGGGGACCAGGGCUCAUUAGCUGGGAGAUCAAAACAUCGGCCGUACCUCUUGAUCAUGGCUACCACUCCAGAACGGGCUGAUUCCGCGAGUCACAAGCGGAGAAAACGAGCCGCGCCAGACGCAGAAUUCUGCAGCAGCCAAUCAGCGGAAGCGAAGAAUUGCUGCGUACGGCGUUUCUAUAUCGAUUUCCGAAAAGACUUAAAAUGGAAGUGGAUCUACGAACCCAAAGGCUACUAUGCCAAUUUCUGCAUGGGGCCUUGUCCCUACCUCUGGAGCUCGGACACUCAGUACAGCAAGGUCCUCGCUCUCUACAACCUUCACAAUCCCUCAGCCUCAGCUGCUCCUUGUUGUGUCCCCGAUGAGCUGGAGCCCCUGGGCAUCAUUUACUAUGUCGGCCGACAAGCCAAAGUAGAACAACUUUCAAACAUGAUCGUCAAAUCCUGCCGGUGUAGCUGAGAAAAAAAGAUCGGUGUUGGACUUGAGGAAACGUCCGAAUGAUCCCUCCGGGGAAGGAGUCAGGACUGUUGAGAAGCGCCGACUCCGUUUUCCCGCCCCCCCCCCUUCUCUGCUAAAACCUCGUGCCUUUUUUUCUUUCGUCUUUUCAUUUUCGUCUUCACAAAAAAAAAAAAGGAAUCUUUCUCUCUUUUUUUAAAAAAGCAACACAACUUGUAUUGUUAUUAUUAUUAUUAUUAUUAUUAUUUUAUUUGUUAAAUGUACGUUUUUGGGGGAGGGGUGAGGAUUCUCUUAUUUUAAUUCUUUGGCUUUGGUGGUGGAGAGGACUUUCUCAAGAGAGAGAGGAAGAAGAAGGAGGAAGAAGAAGAAGAAGAAGAGAGGCACAGAUCCACCCAAAAACAGGCCAGGGAAGGGGGGAAAAAAUAACAACCCUCUUCUUGCAAACAGAAGUGGGAGGAAGCAAUUUGCUGCGAGAUGGCAAAAGGAAAUAAAUAAGGAAUUAAAAUUUGAUCGGGGUCGGGAAUUGUCGAAGAGGAUCAUAAAAACUGCUGAAGGACUGCCAUGCUGACUUUGGAACACGGAGUCCAGAAUUGUUGAGUCCAGAAGAUCCAGAGGGAUGUUCUCCACAUGGCCAAAGUUUUGGGGGAGUCCUCAGGUUGCCAGACAACGCCCGACUCUCUGAUUUUGGAUCUGAUGGGCUCCCCAAACCGGAUAAACCCCGCUUUAGACUUUAGUCUUCCGGUUCGUAGAUUGUGAUCAUUUUGGACAAUAUUGGGACCUGGUUCUUGGAAAAAAACAACAACCCCAAACUGCAUGGGGUGAAUGACUCUUGUUCCUCUACCUUGUACCCCACUUCUUCUGCCCCACUCUGGUUUCCCAAUUGUUAGAAGAUGCUGGGGGAGAAAUUGGAUUGGGGGAGGUGGGGUGAAGGGGUCAGGGGCUCUUUGGGGCUCAUAUAGUGCUGGCAUAUAACCCCGGAAAAGGCGGGGUAGAUGGGCUGUUCCAUCUGGGAAAGCGAUACAGGUAGUCCUCAACUUAACAACCAUAAAUGGGACCACAAUUUCCACUGCAAGUCGUUAAAAGCAAGGCAUGUCCAAUUUCCCCACCUUUUUUGGGUGGGGUGGGGUUUGAGCGAAU